AUGGAUCCAGAGGAUAUAGCAGACCACCCUGACGUCCCUUUAUCAGAAGUGGGAUCCGAAGGGCAUUCACAAGGAGAAGAUAGCAAUACGCACGUGGCAGCGUCGCACAAUUUACUGCGCAACAUGGAGGCCUUAUUAUCUCGCCUCUUGAAAACUCCGUCGCCCACCGAAGAUACAAACCGCAUGACAACACAACUAGUGCGGUUUGACCCAGACGAAAAAGACGUGGACAUAGAAGGUUGGUGCAGGAUAACGGAAAUAGUAGUGAGUUGUAGGAAACUAGAUGGUGCGGAACUUUUGCUAGCGCUUACACACGCUCUGAGAGGACGGGCAGCCACGUGUUUGACCAAUUUGCAAACUUCACAGUUAACAUGGAUGCAUAUAAAGGAAGUACUCCUAGCAAACUUCGGAAAACCGAUGCUACUGCAAGACUACUUCGACGAGAUAUUAAGAUUUCAACACGCUACGAAAGAAACUACAAGUGAAGCUGCAACGCGCGUCUGGGGGAUGAUAGAACAUAUCCCUUGCACUGAAAUGUCAGAAGAUGUCAUCACGGGGUUUGUAACUUCUGUGCUAUGCCAAAAAGAUGGUAUUAUACGACGAGAGCUGCAAUCUUGUAAUGUUUCUAUCAGAGCUCAGUUGUUACGGGUUUUCAACUGUGUUUCAUCAAAACGAAAAUACGAAGGACAAGAGAUUAACGAGACGGAAGUAAAAAGAAGCCGCUACAAUGAAUCACGCUUUACUGGAACGUGUCAUCGGUGUGGUAUGUCAGGUCAUCGAGCCUUGGACUGUCGCAAACGCCAACAAGAGCCUGUUACUAGAGCGACUACGAAGACAGCUGAGCAGCAUGUGAAAGUGCAAUUCCAUCCGCGUCCUGUUACUUGUUAUGUUUGUGGUCAACAAGGGCACGUCGCAUCAGCGUGUCCAGAUCGCAAAAGGAGCAACGAGAAACCGGCUGUCAGCAAUGUCCACCUGUGCGAGCGGAAGCCGGCAAUCGGCACCUUUACUACGUCCACUGGUGAGCUCGUUUCUUUUCUCUUCGAUAGUGGUUCCGCCUGUUCAUUGGAAAAUAACUAA
Molecule: messenger RNA, 1077 nt
Organism: Parnassius mnemosyne (clouded apollo)
Lineage: Eukaryota; Metazoa; Arthropoda; Insecta; Lepidoptera; Papilionidae
Source: the annotation of a GenBank genome assembly